Messenger RNA from Diversispora eburnea, 1512 nucleotides. Lineage: Eukaryota; Fungi; Glomeromycota; Glomeromycetes; Diversisporales; Diversisporaceae. The record is from the annotation of a GenBank genome assembly.
AUGGCAACUAAGAUUCCUACAGAAAUACUAAUUAAAAUUUUAAAUUAUGUUAAAUCAUCUCGUUCAACUCAAGAUUUAUAUUCCUCCUUAUUAGUUAAUCGAAUCUGGUGUAAAGUUACUAUACCUAUACUUUGGGAAUUACCUUUGGGUCUAGACCUUUGGAUGGAUUAUAACAAGAGGAAGAAGAAAGCAUUGUGUAUUCGAACUUAUAUAUCGUGCAUGGAUACUCAAGCUAGAAAUUUACUUAUUCAAAAUGGAUUUGAUUUAUCAUCAUCACCAUCUCAAGCCACUUUUGAUUACCCAUCAUUCGCUCAUAAAUUAAUAAUUAAUAAUGUUUCUGUAUAUUCACUACAAAUUAUUGCCCCGGAUCACAAUAAUAAUAAUUAUGACGAAAUCACAAGAUCAAGAAUAUUAUUUCAUGAGAUAUGCAAAUUAAUUAUAAAUCGUUGUACAUUUUUGAAUCAUUUUGAAUUGGUGAGAAUCCCUUUUGAAAGUUAUCAUGAUGAUUUAAUUAGUUCAAUUUUCGAUUUACCUGGUGCUCCAAAAGUAUUUGAGAAAUUAGAAAGUUUUACACUUAGAAGUUAUCCAAUACUGUUUAGAUCAUUAUUCGAGUCAUUAACAUUAAUUUGUGAUCAUAUUUUAAUUAUGGAUUUAUAUUUGGAUUUAGAAUCUCAAGUUAUAAUAUUAGCAAAACUUAUCAGUGUCCAAAAACAGUUAGAAAAUCUAUCAAUUGAAGUUGGUAAGUAUCUAGAUUUAGAUUGUAAUUCAUUAUUUUGGGCUAUAAUCAGUCAAAAAGAAACAUUAAAGAGUCUUCGUUUAAUAUUAGUAAAUUUCAAUCGUGUUGAGGAGAAGAAUUUAUUACCAAUUGGUCAAUUUAUUUCACUUCAAGAGCUUUCUAUUAUAGAUUGUUCUGGGUUUCAUAAAUCGAAUUGUUUAUUCUUGGCUUCAUCACUUACUCAAUUAAGCCGCUUUAAAUUUUUACAUUCGUUAUCAGAAGCUCAGGAGUAUCCUCAAGAAUUUAUUAUAAAAAUUCUCGAAACGGCUAAUACAAAUUUAAAAAAUAUUUGUCUAAUUUUACAUUCCGUAAUUAUAUUUGAUGCAUUUUCAGCAAUUUUAAAUUAUUGUACAAAGAUUAACGAAUUAUCUUUACAAAAUUUAAUCCCUGAACAAGUAAUAGAAAUAUUUAAUAACAAUUUUAACGACUUAAGAAGAUUUUCAUUUAAUUGUGGAAAAAUAUUUGAUGCUGAUGAAUUAUUAUGUCAAAUGGCCGAGAAUGUACCGAAAUCACUUGAAACUAUUGUAUUUAUGAUGAUGUAUAAAGAUCCAUGGAUAUUUAGUGCCAAUAGUUUAAGAAAAUUUUUUGAAGGGUGGUGUUGUAAAGGAGGAGGAGGAAAUAAUAAGUUAAUUGUAACGUGUCUAGAGCCGCAACUAUUUACAUUAAGUGAUGAACAUUUUAAAGUUAUUGAAGAAUAUGGAGUUCAAUUUGAUGUGGAAGAAAAUGCAUAUAUUUAG